AUGCAUGCACAGACAGGCGAUUACCAUAAUAACCUUACUAGUACUGCUAGUGAGGACGACGACGCUGUGCGCUUCGGUGCGUCUAUCGCGGGCUGGAAACCUUUCCCGGACACUGUCGCUGCUCUGCACAAACUUAAGAAACACUUCGCCCUCAUCGUCUUGUCCAACGUGGACGACGAGAGCUUCGAGAAGACUCACGCCCAGCUGUCCUCCCCUGUAUAUACAAACGGGGGAUCCGCGUAUCCAACGGUUACCCCUGAGUCCCCAUUUUCACUCAUCCUGACGGCCCAACGAAUCGGAUCAUACAAACCCGACCCUUUGAUGCUGAGGGCUGCUCUCCAGCAACUUGGUUCAUGCCAAGAUCCAUCUCUCCCCUCAAACCCAGCUAUCUGUGUAGAUAAAUCGCAUGUUCUCACCGUCGCUAACUCCCUCCGUCACGACAUCUUGCCGUCGAUGCAAGAAGGCCUUCACAAUGUUUGGAUAAGCAGGCAUGGUGUCAGCAUUAUUGGAAGCAGGGGCGGGAAUUUAGGUGAUAUACGGGUUACGCAAGAGGAAGGCCUGGCUGGUGGGAGGCAUCCGUAUGCCUGGCGCUUUGAGACACUGGGUGGUCUAGCAGAUGCGGUUGAGGCAGAAAUAGGAAUUCACGCGGUUUAG
Messenger RNA from Pisolithus orientalis, 654 nucleotides. RefSeq lists its product as uncharacterized. Bases 1 to 654 code for a protein of 217 amino acids. The record is from RefSeq and is a predicted model, not a curated record. Lineage: Eukaryota; Fungi; Basidiomycota; Agaricomycetes; Boletales; Pisolithaceae. The transcript has 2 exons.